Messenger RNA from Drosophila santomea, 1437 nucleotides. RefSeq lists its product as uncharacterized. The record is from RefSeq and is a predicted model, not a curated record. The coding region runs from base 1 to 1437 and encodes 478 amino acids. The transcript is spliced from 4 exons. Lineage: Eukaryota; Metazoa; Arthropoda; Insecta; Diptera; Drosophilidae. Gene Ontology annotation, molecular function: nucleic acid binding.
AUGGAGGAGCAAUCCCCUCUGCGUGGGGAUUUGACGGGAGCAGGUCAUGUCAGUUGCAAUGCUUCUGCCACAACAACAACUCAAGGGAGGCUAAGCCACUCAGGUGCCAUAGUCGACACAGACUCGGACCUUGAGAGCGUGCAGCUCUCUAAAGAAGAGGAGGAAAUCCUUCACCGCUCGCCGAAACCAGGAACCAGCUCCCCGCGCAGGGACGGGCUGAAGCGUUCAAGCCUGGGGAUGAAGGCUAAGGCCCAACUUCCCAACAUGGCAUCAACGGGCGGAUUCGCCAACAAGGUGAAGGACAAGCUGACAUGGAAGCCCAAUGUAAUAGAGAGGGAGAAAAAGGCCACCAUAGCGCUAUAUGCAUCCAAGAAGAUGCUUAGCACCACAUGGGACCUCUCACCCGCUCUAAUGCACUGGGCUUACAUCUCGGUGGUGCGUCGAACUCUGAUGUAUGGAGUCUUAGUGUGGUGGCAGGCUAUGGAAAAGAAGACAUACCACAAGCUCAUGGAAAGAACUCAGCGACAGGCACUACAUCCACGCGCAAAUGAUCGCAGGAAAGGCUGCACAACGCCUAGUUGCAUCAGGGAAUAUGUCUCUACAAGGAACGGGCAUAGUUCAAUUUGUAGAGACAUGAGCACCAUAUCUGACUAUAUGGUCCCCAGAACGUGCCCGGAUGUAAGAACAACAACAUUCAUGGGACCAGACGACUGGAAAACAGGUCAGGACCAUGCUCAACACUUCAAUAUAUACACGGACGGCUCCAAGAUGGAAGGAGGAGUUGGAGCGGGCAUAUACUGUACAGACCCUGAAAUGAGGUUGUCGUAUAAGCUUCCAAGCCAAUGCAGCAUAUUCCAGGCUGAAGUAUUCGCCAUAGGUCAAGCGGCGAUAAGAUCCAUGCAAUCGUCAGCGGUCAGUUCCAAAAGUGUACUGGCAAGCAGGGAGGCACUAGAUAUCAGCACGACCACGUCAGUGCGGAUCUACUGGGUUCCCAGCCACCAGGGCAUCGAUGGUAUUGAGACGGCCGACGGACUUGCAAAGGAAGGCGUUGGACUGGCGAACGAAAGAUCAGAAAACGUUCCUGUCUCCCUUAGAACGCUCCAAAGCGAACUGGAAAGACGGGCCGACACACGAGCCAAAAGCAGAUGGAGAAGAGCUUCCACCACCUGCAAAAUUUCAAAAAUCAUGUGCAAACUCAGUCACUACGUGCUGCAUCUUAUAAGGAAAGACUGCAGACUGUUAGUGGGAAUACUUACAGGUCACUGCCUAGCUGAAGCACACGCAGUCAAACUGGGCAUUACCGACAACGCCAAAUGCCAGAAAUGUGAUGAAUUCGAGGCAAUCGAAACCGUCGAGCAUCUCAAAUGCAAGUUUUCGGCCCUACCAAUCGAUCCUAAAAGAUUUCGAAAACCACGUAACCAUUCUCUAGGUCCAUAA